Messenger RNA from Punctularia strigosozonata HHB-11173 SS5, 6434 nucleotides. RefSeq lists its product as uncharacterized. The coding region runs from base 910 to 6114 and encodes 1734 amino acids. The transcript is spliced from 6 exons. Lineage: Eukaryota; Fungi; Basidiomycota; Agaricomycetes; Corticiales; Punctulariaceae. The record is from RefSeq and is a predicted model, not a curated record. Gene Ontology annotation, biological process: phosphorelay signal transduction system; peptidyl-serine phosphorylation. Gene Ontology annotation, cellular component: cytoplasm; nucleus. Gene Ontology annotation, molecular function: protein serine/threonine kinase activity; ATP binding.
AGUCCACACCCGCCGUGUUUGCUGCCACCGACAUUUCCAGCGCAUCUCUGCCACUACCAGGACGACGACCGUGCUACGAUGUCGGACGCAACGGGCGCAGAACGGCGCGGCACGUCGCCGCCUGCCCCACACCACGCACCUCACCGCCUCAACCGCCAGGCCCCCAGCCCGCUCAUCUUCUCGCCCGAAGCCAUCUCCCCACCCACCCCGCCUCUCCGCCCCUAUCCGCAGACGCAGCCGCCCAGCGCCGGGGCCUCCCACUCGCAGCUUCCAGGCGCCGUCUCAUCCUCGUCCGGCUCCAAUUCGGUCUCGAUGCCGUUCGUGCGCCGGCACGUCACCCGCCGGCUGAAGGCGGCCAAGGCGGACUGCGACAAGGAGCUCCAGCGGGUGACGAACAGCAUCACGCAGUACUUUGAGCAGAAGCUGAAGGAGAGCGAGGUCGAGCAGCAGGCGGAGCGCGAACAGCGGGGGAGGGAGCGGGAGCGGGAAAGGAAGGAGAGGGACUACGAGCGCGAGGCGGAGCGCGAGGUCGCGAACGCGAUGGAACGCGAGCGGUCCUGGCGGGAGUAUGCGAGUGAUUCGCCGGAACCGACUCGGGAGCCGUUUACCUUUCAACCACACGAUCUGAGCAUGGCGCUGCAAGAGCAACACCGGGUUCAGGAUGGCGCGUCGGAGGCAGGCGACGAAUCCGAUGCCCGCGCUCGAUCUCACAGUCGUGGCCAUAGCCGACAACGUACGUUGUCUGCUCUCUGCCACGGUUUAUCCUGGUUGCCGCGUCCGUCUUGCCAAUGCACGAGCUAAUAUAUGCCACCUUUCUGGUGACCUACAGCCUCCCGACAUGCGCAUUCAACGGCGUCCUCGUCCCCGGCGCCCAUGCGCCAACGACCACCCUCCUCGUCCUCCGUCAUGAUGCUCCCGCCACCAGAAGUUCCGUCCCGCAAACAAGGCUCCGGCGCCCCCAUCGCCGGCUCUUCCACGCUCGGCGCGCAUUCGCAAGGCAUGAUCUCCCGCCGCCUCUCGCGGAGCAUCCACAUGCAAGCCCGCCCGACCGCGUCCUCGGCGUCCUCGCGUUCUACGUCUCGCUCGCGCUCGCCCAUGCCGCCCACGACGCAGCCCGGCUCCUUCUCCGAGGUGUGGUCUCAGCAAUCCGCCGGCUCGGGCGGCGCAGGCUCGGGCACGAUCUCGCCGAACGCGACGCGUGACAACAGGCGCUCAUCGCGGGUCCUCGUCGACGACCCCGUGGACCCGAUCAUGUCCGCGCUCUACGCGAUCAUCGGCGUCGCGACCGACAUCCAGGACAUGUCCGUCGCGCAGCUGACCGCGAACCCGAAGGUGUGCGAGGCGCUCGUCCAGCGCGUGCAGGCGAUCGGCCGCAUGUGGGACGAGCACCCGGACUGGCACGGCCGCAACUGGUACGUGCAGGUCCUGCUCGCCGUCGCGAGCCUGAGCCGCGUCGUCGAGUGGUGGGAGGCGGAGAAGAACUUUUGGAACUUUGACGACGAGGGCGAGGAGAAGGACGAGCCGCUCGCGUUCGUGAUGAAGCCGGCGGAGGAGGAGAGGGACGAGGAGCGGUCCGCGGCGGUGGAGCCGACUCCGACGGCGGAGACGGAGCGGGAGAAGGAAGGCGUGCGCGCCGCCCCUGCGUUUCAGAGUGGACUGCUGCUCGCGCCCGAGGAGGCCGGCAAGCUACGCAUGUCGAGGACGACGUCGCAGGGAAGGAGGUCGAGAGAGGACGUGGCGAAGGCUAAGGACCUGCAGGACGCGAUCCACGAGAAGGAGCAGGAGCUCGCGUCGCGGCCGUACAGUGCGGAGAGCGCCCGGGUGCUGGCGACGGAGCGGCUGAGGCUGCAGGCCGAGACGGCGCAGAACCGGAACAUUGUGAUGGAGCUCGACCAAGACGGCGACAAGAUCCUGUGGGUCAAUUACGCGUGGGCCGUUGUCGUUGGCACCGAACCGGAAGAAGUCGCUGGGACGAAGAUUACGCGCAUGCUGGCUCCUUCCGAUUGGCAUGUCUUCACCGACGCGUGCAGGCGCCUUGAUCAAGACGAUUCGCAUACGGUCGAGGUCAAGUUCCGCAUGCUCGUCUACCCUCCGAACGACGAUAGCAACGCAUUGCACUACCAGCCCUUCGAGGGUAAGGGUAUGCUCAUGGUCGACCGCGAGACGGGCCAUCCCAGUCAUACGAUGUGGGUCAUCAAGCCUAUCGGUCCCCCGGAGGACCAACCAGCGUCGCAGACUGUCUGGGACGUGGCCGGCGACGUUACCGGCGAUGCCGCCGACGAGUCCAUGUACGAACCAGCGGACGAAGAACCGACGGGCAGGCAAGACAUGUUGUCGCCGGUCACGCCCUUCCCCUUCGCACGGCCGGUGAACACCCAGCCGAUCCUAUGCCGGAUCUGCGAGUGCAACGUCCCGCAGUGGUACUUCGAGAAGCACAACGAGACCUGCGUGGAAGUGCACCGACUGGAGGCAGAGAUCGCAGAGUGCAACGAGUCCAUCGCCGAGCUGCGGAACACGAUCCGCGGCCUCACAGCGUCCAUCGACCGCUCGCCGUCGCCUGCGAACGCGCCGGAAUACCGGGGCAUGCCCAUUCUCAGCCCCUCGAGCAGCCCGAACCAGGGCAGCCCGCUCCGGUACUUGAGCAGCAAGCUGCAGAGGCUCGGGAUCAAGAAGAUGCAGAGGCGGGUCUUGGAGCAGCUCGAGGAUAUCUUGCAGUUGGCGGCGGAGGUGUCGAUACCUGCGCUUAAGGAAGACGAAUCGAAGGAACCCAUCGAGAGGCAACGGCUAUUGUCACCGUCGUCGGAACGGAAGAUGACCCAGAUUCGAAACUGGUCGAAGCCCUCGUCCGAGGACGCAGCGCUCACCCAGCUCUUGGACGAUGCGGAGAGGGUGAUGCGUCAAAAGCUCGACAACGUUGUCCGGAUGCAGAACACGAUCAGGUAUACGGAGAAGGUGCGGCAGGAGUGGGAGGAGAGAGUGAUGGAAUGCUUGAGUACGAUGGGCGACGUUGAUGAGGAGGAAAGUGACGAAAGCGAGUACAGCGAUCAAGGAGAUUAUGCCGGGGGUUAUGCGAGCAGCACCAAGAGCGAGUACGCGUUCAAUGGAGAGGAGCCAGAGGCGUCGAGCGAACCAACGCCGCUCGCGGUCACGCCGCCCAUUUUGGCUCCGUCAGAGAUGCCAACACAGACGCAGCCCAUACCGCUUGCUGCACCAAGGCCAGGGCCUCCGCCGCCACCACCACCACCACCACCAAUGUCGAGGACGGGGGCCAGUCUUGCGACCAGGUCAUCCACGCCCUCUUCUGUGUCGUCUCCCUUGGCACUUGUACCUCCCAUCGUGGCCUCUCCAUCGCCACCUCCACCUAUCAACCUCGACGAAGGAACUCUCAGACUCAACACGGAUCUACGGUACUACCUUCCGGAAUUGUAUCCUCAGGUCCAAUCCCCUGGAGGCGUAAGCCGCUCGUAUAGCCAGGGCGAUGUCCGCCCGUCGCCGGACAUGGCUUCGCCGCCCCGUAACCGAGACGACGCCACGAGUACGCGUACCAUCCGAUCCCAGAAGUCGUCACAGAGCCUGCAGCAGGUCUUUGAGCCUCGUUCAAUGCUUACUCCGCCCAUGUCGCCGCUCGUGUCGCCUCGUGACGUGACCGUCAAGAAACAUCGUCGGCAGUCCACUGCGCACAACCUGAUGAGCCCGACAGUCGGGGUCGCGGCUCUGUCUCCUCGCCUACCAGCUCCAGCGCCCAUGUCGAGGACGACUCCGACCUCGAUCAAAGACUUCGAGAUUAUCAAGCCCAUCAGCAAAGGCGCCUUUGGCUCCGUGUUCCUUGCCAAGAAGAAAGCGACUGGAGACUACUUCGCGAUCAAGGUGCUCAAGAAGGCAGACAUGAUUGCGAAAAAUCAAGUCACCAACGUCAAGGCAGAGCGCAUGAUUCUCAUGAAGCAGUCCGAAUCGCCCUUCGUCGCGAAGCUCUACUUCACCUUUCAGAGCAAGGAGAACUUGUACCUCGUGAUGGAAUACCUCAACGGCGGCGAUUGUGCCGCGCUAAUCAAAGUACUCGGAUGUCUUCCGGAAGAGUGGACAAAGAACUACAUAGCCGAGGUCGUGCUUGGAUUAGAAUCUCUGCAUCGCAUGGGCAUCGUGCACCGUGAUCUGAAGCCCGACAACCUGCUUAUUGACCAGCAUGGACAUCUGAAACUCACCGACUUCGGUCUGAGCAGGAUCGGUCUGCUGGGUCGUCAGACUCGCGAUCCUCAGGUUUCGCAUCGGCCCCCUGCCAAAAUUAGCCCGGGGUCACGACCUCCGUCCAUUGACAUGGCGAACUUCUCGUCGCCCAUGACAUUGGAUCCAGCGUCCGGUUCGUAUUUCAGCCAGAGGACGCAAAUGCUGCCCCGCCUUGGAUCCACGCCGUAUCUCAACACGCCUACAGAUGACCCGGACUCGUCUGGGUCGACGCCGGAUUCGCAGCCAGGUGUCCGCCGUGCGCCGAGACCGAGCGAGAGUCCGCUCACGUCGUUCGCGACUGAGUUGACCACUGAUCUCCGCUCACACUCGAACGGCACGCCCCCUGCAGAACAGCGCUUCGUGGGUACGCCUGAUUAUUUAGCGCCGGAAACCAUUCUAGGUCUUCGUGGCGACGAUGCUGCCGUUGAUUGGUGGGCUUUGGGCGUAAUCACUUACGAGUUCCUUUACGGUAUCCCUCCUUUCCACGCCGACAGUCCCGGGAAGGUGUUCGAGAACAUACUUUCUGGAAAUAUUGAGUGGCACGAAGACCUUAUCGAGUAUUCACCGGAAGCGCGCGACUUCAUGCAACGGCUGUUGACCCUGGACCCCUCGAAACGUCUGGGGACCAACGGCGCAGAUGAAGUCAAGGCUCACCCAUGGUUCUCGGACAUUGUAUGGGACCAGGUUACGACGCGGGAGGCAGCCUUCAUUCCGCAGAUCACCGACCCGGAGUCCACGGAUUACUUCGACCCUCGAGGUGCUAUCAACCAGAUGUUCGACGACGAUGAUCUCGUGGUUUCCGCUCAGAACGCCGGCGAGAGUCCUAGCGCUGUGUCAGAACUGACUUUGCCAGCGGCGGUUCCAGUUACAGCUGUCAGUCGCGAGGCAUCGGGCUCUCCGGGCGACGACAGCUUCGGUACCUUCAACUUCAAGAACCUUCCCGUUCUGAAGCAAGCCAAUGACGAAGUUAUCCGCAAGUUGCGGACGGAUCAGAUGGCACCGAUCGCCCAUGCACUCUCGGAGUCGAGUGCACAUUCUCGGAGGCGUAGCAUUUCGCACCGAGUCAAGAAGCCUCCCAGUGUUGUCACGACAUUCGACCCCAAGAGCAUGCCUCCAAAUCCACCUUCUCCUGCUACUUCGACCUCCUCGGUUGCAUCCUCACCGUCGCGUGCCAGCUUGCCGCCGUCCACGCCCGGAAGCGCCACUAGCCACGCCCGCAAACCAUCGGAAUACAGCGCCAUCGAGCGCUUCAAACACAACCAGAUUGAAGGGGAGGGUAUCCGCCGACCAAACUCGAUGCCGAGCCGGUUACGCACCGCGUCCGUCUCCACGAGCAGCGCUGACGGGUCGGUUAAUUCGGAGUGGCCCCAGUCCAGCGGGCAAGGCUCGAGUCACUUCGAGCCCAACACGCCGCCGUCGUCCGUGGUCUCGAUUGACCUUAGGAAAGCGCCUGAUCCAAGCGACCGCGCGGUGACCUGCCUCCUCGCGGAGGACAAUCCUAUCACCGCGAAGAUCCUCGAGACCUUGCUCAUCCGUCUCGGCUGUCGCUGUGUCGUGGUUGCGGACGGGUCAGAAGCGAUCAGCGUGGCCAUGGGAGACAUCAAGUUCGAUAUCAUCCUUAUGGAUCUGCACAUGCCUGUCCUCGAUGGCGAAGGGGCUGCCCGGUACAUCAAGAGUACCAACGGCAAAAAUACGAACACUCCUAUCGUUGCCGUCAGCGCCUAUAGCGGCACCGAUCCGCACGAAGCCAGCAACCUAUUUGCUGCCUCACUAGCCAAACCGGUCCAAAAGGCCGAUAUAUUGAACGUGUUCCGUCGACUUGGCUUCAAGACGGCGCAAUCCACAACUCAAGGCAAGGGCGCGGAAACCAAGGUGACCCCGGUACGAUGAAGGGAGUGGCGUUCCAGUUACAUACAGCUGUGGAUUUCCUUUCUCGUCGUCUCAUGCUUACUCUACCCAUUCGUUCUCUACUCUAUCAACUUUCCUCUCCGGCCUCUGGUCUCGUUGCUCACGACUUCAUGAUAUUACUGUCUCUCAACCUCACAAUCGGCAUCCCAUCGCAUCACGAUCAUACUCUUUUCUCCCAUUAGUCCGCAUUCUGCUCUGCAAACAUUCCCUUGAUAUCUCCUGCAUUUGUACGUGUAAGUAUAGAUUCAUCGCGCCCCACCAACACGUUUGGAGCCUGUACUUCCAGUCGAGACUGGCCCUUU